UUCGAUUUCAUCCGCACAAGUAGUACCAGCGCAAGAUGGCGGAACAAGCAUUUGUCGGCGCCGGCCAACGUCCCGGCCUUGUCGCGUGGCGCAUUGAGAAAUUGAUUCCUGUGCCCGUGACCAAGGACCUGCACAAGCUGUACUCUGGCGACUCGUACAUUUUCCUGCAGACAGUCCAAAAGAACAGCUCGCUCACGUGGAACAUUCACUUUUGGCUCGGCAAAGAUACGUCUCAAGACGAAAGUGGUGUGGCCGCGUACAAAACUGUCGAGCUCGAUGAAUCCCUCGGCGGAGGCCCCGUGCAAUAUCGCGAGUGCCAAGGCUUUGAAAGCGAUUUGUUCUUGUCGUAUUUCAAAAGCACGGGUAUCGAAUACUUGACCGGCGGCGUGGCCAGUGGAUUCAACAAGGUCGUGCGUGACCAAUACGACACCAAGCUGUUGCAAGUGAAGGGCAAGCGCACCGUGCGCGUGAACCAAGUGGCCACCAAGAACACGUCGCUCACCAAGGACGACGUGUACAUUUUGGACCUCGGGUUGGAGAUCUUUGUGUUCAACGGCUCCACCGCCAACCGCCAAGAAAAGGCCAAAGCCUUGGACUACGUUCGCCAAUUGAACAACAACGAACGCGGCGCGCGCGCGCAAAUUACGUUUUUGGACGACGAGCCCAAGAACGAAAAAUUCUGGACGACGUUGGGCGGGUUCAUCAACGUCACCAAGGAAGGCGACGACGACGACGCCCACGACCAAGCGCAUCGUGAGUCGAUCAAGUUGAUCCAACUCAGCGACGCGUCGUCGUCGUUGAAGACAGUGGACGUGACGCCCAAGGACGGCGUCCUCAAGAAGGACUUGCUCAACUCGACCGACGUGUUCAUUGUCGAUGCCGGCAACGUCCUCCACGUGUGGAUUGGCCGUGGCGCGUCCGCGGACGAGCGCAAGAACGGCGUGAUAUACGCGUCGCAAUACCUGACACAGACCAAGCGUCCGGCACAAACCCCCAUCACGCGGGUGGCGGAAGGCGGCGAAGGCUCGGCGUUCAAGGCCUUGUUCCACGCGUGGGACCCUCCCCGCACGAUUUCAUUUGGCCAGCAAGCGUCGACGUCGGCGACUACUCGGGCCGUGGAAGACAAGGGCGUGAACGCGUCCGCGUUGUUCUCGGCGUCGGCGGCCGAAGACGACGAUUUGUUCGCUGGCCAAGACGGGACCAACGCGAUCAAGGUGUGGCGCAUUGAAAACUUGGAAAAGGUCCAAGUAGACGCCGCCACAUACGGCGAGUUUUUUGGCGGCGACUCGUACAUCGUGCUCAACACGUUCACACCCAAGUCCGGCGCCAAGCCGUCGCAUGUCAUCUACUUUUGGCAAGGCCGCCAGUCGUCGCAAGAUGAAAAGGCCGCGAGCGCGUUGUGGGCCCAGCGCCUCGACGACGAAAUGGGCGGGUCGCCUGUCCAGGUGCGCGUCGUGCAGGGCAAGGAGCCGUCGCACUUUCGUCGGUUGUUUUUGGGUCGAUUGAUCGUGCACUCGGGGGGCAAGGCGAGCGGGUUCAAGAACCGCCACGACCAAGACUCGUACGAUGACGACGGCGUGUCACUGUUCCACAUCAAAGGCACGUCCGAACUCAACACGUUUGCGACCCAAGUGGACGAAGUCGCGGCCAAUUUGAAUUCUGGUGACGUGUUCGUGUUGACCACCCCCCGCCAAGUGUACCAGUGGCAAGGCAGCGGGUCCAACGCAGAAGAGCGCCGCGUCGCGUCCAACAUCGCCGCGAUCCUCAAGGGCAAGCGCGCCGUCACCGUCGUGGACGAAGGCGACGCCGACGACGCGUUCUGGAACUUCCUCGGCGGCAAGACCGACGACUACCCCAAGGUCAAGGCCGGCCAAGAAGCCGAGCACGAACCCCGCCUCUUCCACGUGACCAACGAGACGGGCUACUUCCACGCGUCCGAAAUCCACUCGUUCGCCCAAGAUGACUUGAACAUCGACGACGUGUUCCUGCUCGAUUGCUACACGACGCUCUACCUCUGGGUCGGCCAAGGCGCGAACGAGUCCGAGAAGCGCGGCGCUUUGAAGAUUGCCAACGACUACUUGGCUGCGGCCCAGAGCGACGGACGCGGCGAAGGCACGCCUGUGAUCUCGAUCCAAUCGGGCAAGGAACCGGCCAUCUUUACAUGUCAUUUUGCCGGGUGGGACGCCGCGUUCUUCCACCAGCCCGCAUUUGUCGACCCGUACGAGGCCAAGCUGCAAAAGCUGCGCGACGAAAAGGCCAAGGCGGCUGGCGCGGUUGCCCCGGAGGCGGCGGCACCCGCUCCCGUCCAUGAUGCGCCGCCUGCCCCCGUGACUGCCGUGGCGGGUGGCAACCAAACGUUUACACUGCAACAACUGAUUGCCGGCGUCGAUGGCAUCGACUUGACGCGCAAGGAAUCGUACUUGAGCGACGCCGAGUUCAAGGCGGUGCUUGGAGUUACCCGUGGCGAGUUUGCAGCGUUACCCAAGUGGAAACAACAAGCCAAGAAGAAGGAAGUCAACUUGUUCUAAGCUAGUCACCUUGUACGGGUAUGUAUAUGAUGGACGAUCCUAGAAGGAUGCACCGUGCUCGAGUAGAAAAAAGUAUAUAUAUAUACAUGUUCGGUGGAAGAAUAUAAUAUAUAUAACACGACGACGUGCAUCAA
Aphanomyces astaci is the source of this 2662-nucleotide messenger RNA. RefSeq lists its product as hypothetical. Gene Ontology annotation, molecular function: actin filament binding. NCBI's taxonomy places the organism in Eukaryota, Oomycota, Saprolegniomycetes, Saprolegniales, Verrucalvaceae. Gene Ontology annotation, biological process: cytoskeleton organization. The coding region runs from base 36 to 2528 and encodes 830 amino acids. The transcript is spliced from 2 exons. The record is from RefSeq and is a predicted model, not a curated record.